Molecule: messenger RNA, 1251 nt
Organism: Durusdinium trenchii
Lineage: Eukaryota; Dinophyceae; Suessiales; Symbiodiniaceae
Source: the annotation of a GenBank genome assembly
AUGCCUGAGCUUGGGCAGAAGCGGAAAUGCUUGGACGGCGCGAUUCUUCCUGACAUGAAGUUUCGACGGAUGCGUGGGAAGGUCCCCAAGAAGCAGCAGCGAGCUCUCGCUUUGGUGCCCUUGCCUUCGAAAUCAGGCAUUAAGGAUGAGCCCCAAGUUGACUUGAAGCUAUUACCACCUGGCACAUUUACGGACUAUUUGCGACUUCUGCGACAAAAGCAUCCACGGGAGAAGCUGUCCUUGAAGCUUUUCCUGAAGGUGUGGGGUCAAAGCUUUGCUCAUCGACUGGGCAUAGGGCCACCAUCACAGCAUUCAACAUGCGGAAUUUGCAAGAAGCACAAGAUGCUGCUGGAGCGCAUAUCGAAUGAACGAGCACGCGCAGGGCAGAUGCAGGAGUAUGUCCGGCACUUGAAGCGGACUUACGCUGAUCGAGUCUGUUACUGGACAUCACCGGCCACGUCGUCAAGGGUGAUAUGCUCGAAGGAGUUUCAGACCUUCGCUCGGCCAGCCCUGGACAUGUCGACCAUCAUCACUCACGGUCACAAUUGCGUCAUUGCUGUCAGUGGCCCCCACUUGAAGAAGGACGCAUCGUGGGUGGUGGACCUAUUGUCCCAUGCGAUACACCGCUUGGCAGGGAAGUACAACGUCAGGGAAGCAGAAUUCAUUGUCCAAUCGGACAACUGUGGGAAGGAGACGAAGAACAAUGUUCUCCUCCAUUUUUGUGGCCUGAUGACAGCGCUCAAGAAGAUAUAUCGCAUUGAAAUGCGAUUCCUUCAAACGGCCCACACCCACGAGGAUGUGGAUCAAUACUUCUCUGCAGUAGCAACUCACAUUGAGUCUUGCCCCGAGCUGCACUUGCCUCGGGACUUCGUGGAUUGCUUGAAUCAGUUUGGGCGACAGGAUCCAUAUUCGAUGCAUGCAGCUGCGGACUACUUAGAAAGCAUGGCGGACCAGAGUGUUGAGCGCGCUCCUCCCUUGGAAGUGCACAGAUGUUUUGCUGCUCCUGGUCCAAGCGUUGGUCUUGGCACAGCUGGUGCACCUUUCAAGGGUCGGGACCUGGAAGCUGCGCCCAACCAGUUGAAGCUGCGCGCAGAGAGAAUGAAGAAGAUCGUGUUGGACCGUUACCGAGCGAAGAGGAAGUCUUUUUACAGAAACAAAGCUGUUGCCCAACUUUGGGCGAACGGUGUUGGCUUCGACGCAGCACUGUCCAUAGUUGGAGAAGCCUUUGAUGCUGUAACUUACGAGGCCUAA